ACUGCUACAUCAUCCUCAAGACGUUCCUGGACGACAACGGAGCCCUGAACUGGCAGAUAUUCUACUGGAUUGGUCAGGAAGCUACGCUGGAUAAGAAGGCGGGGUCUGCCAUCCACGCCGUCAACCUCCGUAACUACCUGGGGGCGGAGUGUCGAACCAUUAGAGAGGAGAUGGGAGACGAGUCCGAGGAGUUCAGCGCUGUGUUUGAAAAUGACAUCUCCUACAUUGAGGGGGGGACAGCCAGCGGCUUCUAUACUGUGGAGGACACACACUAUACUGUCAGGUUGUAUCGUGUUUAUGGGAAGAAGAACAUCCGUCUGGAGUCGGUUCCUCUGAAGGCCUCGUCCCUGGACCCACGGUUUGUCUUCCUGGUGGAUACGGGUCUGGAGAUUUUCAUCUGGAGAGGAGCCAACGCUACUCUGGCCGGUACCACUAAGGCCCGGCUGUUUGCAGAGAAGAUCAAUAAGAACGAGCGUAAAGGAAAGGCAGAGAUCACCACCCUGCAGCAGAGUCAGGAACCUCCUAACUUCUGGGAGGUUCUGGGAGGACAACCUGAAGAGAUACGCAAACACGUUCCAGAUGACUUCACACCCGUACGACCCAAACUAUACAAGGUGGGUCUGGGUCUGGGAUACCUGGAGCUCCCUCAAAUCAACUACAAGCUGUCAGUGGAACACAAAGAGAAGGUCAAACUGGACAAAAUGCCGGAACUACGACUGCUCCAGACCCUGCUGGACACUAAAGGAGUGUACAUCCUGGACUGUCUGUCUGAUGUGUUUAUCUGGAUUGGGAGGAAGUCUCCUCGUCUGGUGAGAGCAGCCGCCCUGAAGCUAGGACAGGAAGUCUGCACUAUGCUGCACCGCCCCAAACACGCUACUGUUACCAGGAACCUGGAGGGGACAGAGUGUCAGGUGUUUAAGUCUAAGUUUCAGAACUGGGAUGAUGUCCUGAAGGUGGACUACACCAGAGCAGCUGAGAGUGUAGAGCAACAGCAAGGAUUACAGGGGAAGGUCAAGAAGGAUGCUGAGAAGAAAGACGAGAUGAAGGCUGACCUCACCGCCCUCUUCCUCCCCAGACAACCCCCCAUGGUCCUCACUGAGGCAGAGCAGAUGAUGGAGGAGUGGAAUGAGGAUCUGGAUGGAAUGGAGGGAUUCGUGUUGGAGGGGAAGAAGUUUGCUCGUCUGCCGGAGGAGGAGUUUGGACACUUCCACACACAGGACUGCUACGUCUUCCUGUGCAGGUAUUGGGUGCCAGUAGAAUACGACGAUGAGGACAAGGAGAAGAAGGAGAGGCACGGCCACCACGGAGGAGAGGAAGAGGAGGAGGAGAGGGUGGAGGAAGACUUCCAGUGUGUUGUGUAUUUCUGGCAGGGCCGGCAGGCCUCCAACAUGGGCUGGCUCACCUUCACCUUCUCUCUGCAGAAGAAGUUUGAGAGUCUCUUCCCUGGGAAACUGGAGGUGGUCCGUAUGACUCAGCAGCAGGAGAACCUCAAGUUCCUGUCUCACUUCAAGAGGAAGUUCAUCGUCCAUAAAGGGAAGAGGAAACAGAAGAUCGAUGCCCAGCCCUCCCUCUACCACAUACGCACCAAUGGCAGCGCUCUCUGUACCAGGACCAUCCAGAUAGGAACGGACUCCAGUAACCUGAACUCAGAGUUCUGCUUCAUCCUCAAGGUGCCGUUUGAGAGCACAGACAACCAGGGGAUAGUGUAUACCUGGGUGGGCCGGGCUGCUGAUCCUGAUGAGGCCAAACUGGCGGAAGACAUCAUGAACUGUAUGUUUGAUGACACCUACAGCAAACAGGUGAUCAACGAGGGGGAGGAGCCGGAGAACUUCUUCUGGGUGGGGAUUGGCUGUCAGAAGGUAUACGACGAGGACGCCGACUAUAUGAAGUACGCCAGACUGUUCCGCUGCUCCAAUGAGAAGGGAUACUUCGCCGUGUCUGAGAAAUGUUCUGACUUCUGUCAGGACGACCUGGCCGACGAUGACAUCAUGCUACUGGACAACGGCAAAGAGGUGUACAUGUGGGUGGGAACUCAGACCAGCCAGGUAGAAAUUAAACUCAGCCUCAAAGCCUGCCAGGUCUACAUCCAGCACAUGCGUUCUAAGGAGACGGAGACCCCCAGGAAGCUGCGUCUGGUCAGGAAGGGAAACGAGCCACACUGCUUCACACGAUGCUUCCACGGCUGGGGCGCCUUCAAGACUGCGCUCGCGUAGACACGUCCACGGUCUUUAGGACAAAGCUGUGUCUGUUGGCUUUAUCAUAUCAGCGUUUUACCUGCUUGAUACCCCUCUCCCCCGUCACCCUUCCUGCCUCCCCUCUCCUCCUCCCUCACCUCUGUUCCCCUCUCCUCCCCGUUCCCCUCUCCCCCACCUCUGUUCCCCUCUCCUCCCCGUUCCCCUCUCCUCCCCGUUCCCCUCUCCCUCACCUCUGUUCCCCUCUCCUUCCCGUUUCCCUCUCCUCCUCCCUCACCUCUGUUCCCCUCACCUCUCCGUUCCCCUCUCCCCCUCCCUCACCUCUGUUCACCUCUCCGUUCCCCUCUCCUCCUCCCUCACCUCUGUUCCCCUCUCCUCCCCGUUCCCCUCUCCCACUCCCACCUCUGUUCCCCUCUCCUCCCCGUUCCAACGACGUGGCUGUUCUGACAUCCCAGACACAGAGAGGAAUCUGUAUUUCUGUUUUGCGUUUCAGUGAUUGGUCCGGGCCUUGCCGUAAUACCAGAUAUAGAUAUUUACUGCACUGCAGCAGCUCAACGUGCGCACGCCUGGCUGUAAUUGUGCACGCUGUCACUUGCACACACUAUUUAUGGAUUUUAUAUGAGAAUAAAGUUUCACAGGAUCUGC
Molecule: messenger RNA, 2837 nt
Organism: Oncorhynchus kisutch (coho salmon)
Lineage: Eukaryota; Metazoa; Chordata; Actinopteri; Salmoniformes; Salmonidae
Product: protein flightless-1 homolog
Biological process (GO): barbed-end actin filament capping; actin polymerization or depolymerization; actin filament severing
Cellular component (GO): nucleus; actin cytoskeleton; cytoplasm
Molecular function (GO): phosphatidylinositol-4,5-bisphosphate binding; actin filament binding
Source: RefSeq, a predicted model, not a curated record